Molecule: messenger RNA, 396 nt
Organism: Entrophospora candida
Lineage: Eukaryota; Fungi; Glomeromycota; Glomeromycetes; Entrophosporales; Entrophosporaceae
Source: the annotation of a GenBank genome assembly
AUGUUUUCCACUAAUUUUAUGAAUGUUUCUUCUUCCAUUGUUAAAGACGAACAAAAACGUAAAUCUUCGAUAGCAAUUACCGCCACAGAUGAAUACAUUGGUCAUUCAUUAGCUCAUUAUUUACUUUAUAAUCAUCGCGAUAAUAUAAAGGUGCUUCAUGCAAUUGCAAAACAUCAAAAUGAAAAGCUUCUAAAAGAUUUGAAAGAUUUAGACAAGGCAUUCUCUGGUGAAUUAGAUGGUGUUAUGUUCUUCACUGAAUCCGACGAAAGAAAAGUCGAAUUUUCCGAUAAAAUGAUCCAGUCAUUUAAAAAAGUUAAGACUAAACAUGUCAGUCUAAUUUCGAUAAUCGAAGCAGACUCUGAUUGUCCUGCCUUGAAACUUUUUAAAGAAAUUUGA